AUGCCUGCCGACUACGAAUCUACCGCCCGGGCCCUGUCCCUUCCAGUCUCCGAACCCCCCGAAGAGACCGAGUCGCCCUUAUUUGCCGGCAUUCGUCCGCCAUGGAGUCAAUCACCAUUGACGAGACGCGGCUCGCUGCCUCUCUCCGCCAGAGACGCAGUCUCAUUCCGAGACCGCAUGAUCAACAAGGCCGAAUCCAUGCAUCGCACAUUGAGGGAACGGUGGAGUAAGAUGACUCUCAAGCAGAAGCUUGUAGCCGCGCUGGCCGGAUUCUUGAGUGCCGUGGCAGGCUUGGCGUUUAUGAUUUUUGCUGGUCAGAUCUUUGUCUGGCUAGGACCGGUCGCUGAGAAAUGGGAGCACGCGCCCUUGGCCUACUUUGUCGUAUGGGUGUCUGUCAUUCUUGUCUCGUUUCCUCCCAUGGUGGGCUGGUCGACACUGGGCACUAUUUCUGGCUUUCUUUUUGGCUUCUGGAAAGGAUGGAUUGUUUUCUCUACUGCCACUGUAGUUGGCUCGACUCUUUCUAUAAUAUUAUCACGCACGGUGCUGUCGAACCUGGUUCAUCGGUUGCUAGAGCACGACAAACGAUUUGCCGCGCUUGCACUGACACUCAAAUAUGACGGCCUCAAACUUUUAUGCAUGAUUCGACUAUGCCCCCUGCCAUAUUCAAUUUGCAAUGGCGCCAUGUCGACGUUUCCCACUGUCCAGCCACUCAGCUACGGGCUGGCUACUGCAAUUAUAUCGCCAAAGUUUAUGGUGACUGCUUUCAUUGGCAGCCGGAUACGAGUGUUGUCGGAGAAUAACGAAGAGAUGAGCGCGGGAUCCAAAGCAAUAAACAUUAUCAGCAUUUUGGUUUCUAUUACAGUUGGUAUUGGCACUGGUAUAUAUAUCUAUAGGAGAACGCUGGCGCGUGCGCAGGAGCUCGAGGAACAAGAACGAGCCGGCAUCCGACAAUCAUUAGACAACGACCACGCUGCAGGGCGUCGUCGCCAUAGCUUCUCAGACGACCGGGACGAGAACACAGCGGCCACAACGCUGGCCCGCGAUGAGGAGGAACGGCUUGGGUUUCACGAUUUUGAUGAAGACCAUGUAGACCUUGUUGUUGAGGGAGAUGACUUGAACGUUCACGGCAACAGACCGUACCAAGACGAGUUCACUGAUAACGACUCUGAUGUCUUCCAAGACGGUGACGGGCCGGAAUCGGAAUCUUUCGGUCUCCAUACCCACGUACGGAAUUAG
Talaromyces rugulosus is the source of this 1236-nucleotide messenger RNA. RefSeq lists its product as uncharacterized. The record is from RefSeq and is a predicted model, not a curated record. Gene Ontology annotation, biological process: vesicle-mediated transport; mitotic spindle elongation. The transcript is spliced from 3 exons. The coding region runs from base 1 to 1236 and encodes 411 amino acids. Gene Ontology annotation, cellular component: Golgi membrane. Lineage: Eukaryota; Fungi; Ascomycota; Eurotiomycetes; Eurotiales; Trichocomaceae.